This is a messenger RNA of Prunus armeniaca (apricot), 726 nucleotides long. The record is from the annotation of a GenBank genome assembly. NCBI's taxonomy places the organism in Eukaryota, Viridiplantae, Streptophyta, Magnoliopsida, Rosales, Rosaceae.
AUGGACUGUGUUCAAUCCGUGUAUUUCUCUGUUGUUGUCAAUGGCCAGCCGGGUAAAACUUUCAACCCUUCCAGAGGGAUUCGUAAGGGUGACCUUUUGUCAUCGUACCUCUUCCUUUUUGUAAGUGAAGCUCUAUCUCAUAUGAUUCAAAAGGCUGUUGAUACUAACUACUUGCAAGGGCUCAAAAUCAGUAAACAGGGAUCAACUACUCUCUCUCACAUAUUAUUCGCUGAUGACUUCUUAUUCUUCCUCAAAGCCACAUAUAUUAACAGCCACAAUAUGAUGCACCUCUUAAAUUCCUAUUGCACAGCCUUUGGUCAGACCAUAAGCAUGGCAAAAUCCAGCAUUUUUUUCUGCCAAAAUACUCCUUUGGUGCUGAGAAGGAGCAUAUGCUCUAUAUUUGGCAUAAGAGCAGUUGAGGAUCUAGGGAAAUAUUUGGGGCUGCCAACAUCUUGGGGCAGUGUAAAAGGGGAGACAGUGUCGUACAUCAAAGAUCACAUUCACCAAAAACUGCAAGGUUGGAAGCAGAGUGUUUUAUCGCAGGCGAGGCUUGAGAUUAUGAUUAAAGCUGUGGCACUUGCCAUCCCAACAUAUCCCAUAAAUGUCUUCAAGUUACCCACCUCUUUAUGUAGAGAAAUUGAUGCCUUGCUUGCCAAGUUUUGGUGGGGCCAGAAGGAAGAUGAAACAAAAGUUCAUUGGGUUAGUUGGAAAUCUCUGGGCAUAUAA